Messenger RNA from Hordeum vulgare subsp. vulgare (domesticated barley), 1543 nucleotides. RefSeq names its product epoxide hydrolase A-like. The record is from RefSeq and is a predicted model, not a curated record. Lineage: Eukaryota; Viridiplantae; Streptophyta; Magnoliopsida; Poales; Poaceae. The coding region runs from base 256 to 1347 and encodes 363 amino acids. The transcript has 4 exons. Gene Ontology annotation, molecular function: hydrolase activity.
UGCCGAUGUUCAGCUCGCCUGCUCCUCGCGCCUCACGUCUUAGCUGACAAUUUGGUUGCCAGCCUGAUAUCGAAUCGUGCGCAUUUGGCGUUUGAUAAGCUUAAAGGUCUUGAUGUGUUUCCGACGAGAUUGUGUUCAGACAUUUCACCAUAAGAUCUUGGACUUGGGUAAGUCGUGUGUUUUGAACGUCGACCGGUCACUCCUUACUUUUUUGUUUUCGAGCCCAUCUUUCUUUGCGAGAAGAGUUCAAAAGGUAUGAGGCGGCGCCCUGGUCAAUCCGGAGCUUGUACAACUUCAAUACGUCCUCGGUUGGCCAUUAUUGCCACCUCUCCUGACCCACAGCUCCACCUAGCUCAGAGCACAAGGCCAUUAGCCAUGGAGGAGAACGGCGGUGUGCGGCACUGGAACGCCGACGUGAACGGCGUGUCCCUCCACGUGGCCGAGCAGGGCCCCGCCGCCGGCCCGGCGGUGCUCCUCCUGCACGGCUUCCCGGAGCUCUGGAUGUCAUGGCGCCACCAGAUGGCCGCCCUCGCCGCACGCGGCUACCGCGCCUUGGCCCCCGACCUCCGCGGCUUCGGCGACUCCAGCGCCCCAGCUGACCCUGCCGCCUACACCGUCCUCCACGUCGUCGGCGACCUCGUCGCGCUCCUCGACCAUCUUCGCCUCACCAAGGUGGUGGUGGUGGGGCACGACUUGGGAGCGCAGGCGGCGUGGCAUCUGUGCCUGUUCCGGCCGGACCGGGUGCGCGCCGUCGUCGCGCUGGGGGUGCCGUACUUCCCACGCUCACCUCGACCCGUGACGGAGAUGUUCGCGGCGCGCGGCGAUGGCUUCUACAUCACGCAGUACCAGGAACCCGGAAGAGCGGAAAGGGCAUUCGAUCGGUACGACGCUGCAACCGUCCUAAAGAAGUUCUACUCCAUCGAAUUAGACGACCUCACUGCUCCUCCUGGAGUGGAGAUAAUAGACUUUUUGGAGGCAUCAUCAUCCCCACUUCCUUGGAUGACCGAAGAACUGUGUCGGUACGCCGAGAAGUUUCAAAAGUCUGGUUUCACUGGACCACUCAACUACUACCGCGUGAUGGACACGAACUGGAUGCUAACCGCGCCAUGGCAUGGCGCAAAGAUCACGGUGCCUGCAAAGUUUAUCGGGGGCGAGAAGGACACCGGUGUCGAGUCCUUUGGGAUCAAACACUAUAUCGAGAGCGGAGCCUUCAAGUUGAGUGUCCCAGACUUGGAAGUUGCCAUCAUCGAAGGUCACCAUUACCUCCAGCAAGAGCAGGCUGAGAGGGUGAACUCUGAGAUAUUGUCCUUCCUGGACAAGUUUUUUGGGGAGGAGACGCCAAAAUAACCUUACUGAGAAAUGAGCAACAUAUGGUCUACCAGCUGGCUUUCGAUAUGUAAUGAGAUACUUUUCAUGAUUUGAAAAACUGAAAAUUUCAUACAACUAUGUACUCAAAUAAAACUUGAACUGGCAAAGGUCAAGGCAAUGAAAAGUGGUACGUAAGCAGCGCAAGGCAGCAAUCGAAGAAGAUAAGUUUUGAAUC